GGCCAACUGUCACAUUUUUCUGUCCAAUUCUUUCUUUCGUAUGAAAACGCGUCGAAUGAGCCUAAUUUCAUCAAAAUCGGAGAUCGGUAUAAAUAAGGACGUAUCAAAUAUUUAAUCCGCACCAAUUUGAUACGUGUACUAACCGUUUUAACGGUUGUAAAAGGGGUCAAACAUUCAAAAAUUGAUGUACUAUGAACCGAUUGGAUGAUCCGCCAGGGCUCAUGAAAGGCAGAAAACCAUCUUUCAUUGGAAUGAACGGGGCUCCGGAGACGGAUGACCAACAGCGAGUACGAUUUCAGGUUGAAUUAGAGUUUGUACAAUGUCUUGCCAAUCCAAAUUACUUAAAUUUUUUGGCACAACGUGGCUAUUUCAAAGAUGCGACAUUUAUUAAUUAUCUCAAAUAUCUAUUGUACUGGAAAGAACCGGAAUAUGCAAAGUAUUUAAAGUAUCCUAUGUGCUUGUAUUUCCUGGAUUUAUUACAGUAUGAGCACUUUAGAAGAGAAGUUGUGAAUUCUCAAUGUACAAAAUUUAUCGACGAUCAGCAGAUUCUGCUAUGGCAACAUUACACUAGACGUCGAACAAGACUUCUACAAACAGCUGUUGAGCAAACGCAACAUACUAAUUCUCAAAACAAUGGUAUCGUUCAACCUAAGGUUCCCUAAAGUUAUAAUUUUAUA
Messenger RNA from Trachymyrmex septentrionalis, 677 nucleotides. It is a transcript of the gene MED31, whose product is annotated as mediator of RNA polymerase II transcription subunit 31. Gene Ontology annotation, biological process: regulation of transcription by RNA polymerase II. The transcript is spliced from 4 exons. Gene Ontology annotation, cellular component: core mediator complex; mediator complex. The record is from RefSeq and is a predicted model, not a curated record. Gene Ontology annotation, molecular function: transcription coregulator activity. Bases 192 to 662 code for a protein of 156 amino acids. Lineage: Eukaryota; Metazoa; Arthropoda; Insecta; Hymenoptera; Formicidae.